Messenger RNA from Cyclopterus lumpus (lumpfish), 1122 nucleotides. RefSeq names its product elastin-like. The record is from RefSeq and is a predicted model, not a curated record. Lineage: Eukaryota; Metazoa; Chordata; Actinopteri; Perciformes; Cyclopteridae. The coding region runs from base 1 to 1122 and encodes 373 amino acids. The transcript has 19 exons.
AUGGGAGGAGCAGGAGGACUGGGAGGUGGAGGAUACUCUGCUGCUGCUAAAUAUGGUCCAGGUGAGGCAGGGGCAGUUCCAAGUGGUGGUGCAGGUGGAGGAGGACUUCCUGGAAGAGUCCCCUUUUUACCAGGAUAUGGAACUUUGGGGGCUGGUGCUGUACCUCCUCAAUAUGGAGUCCCAGGAGCAGUCCCAGGAGCAGUCCCAGGAGCAGGCCUAGGAGGAGGCGCGGUUCCAGGGGGAGCAGGGCAGGUACUUCCUGGUGGCGGCUAUGGUGGUUAUGGAGCUGGUGCUGGAGUGAAACCCCCAAAGUAUGGAGUUUCAGGAGGAGCUGGAGCAGGACGAGGCACAGAAGGACUGGGGCGGGCAGGAGGAGUACAAGGAGGUGGACAAUACUUUGCUGCCGCAAAAGCUGCUAAAUACGGAGUUUCAGGAGGAGCUGGAGUAGGAUUUGGGACAGGAGGAUGGGGAGGGACAGGAGGAGCAGGAGUAGGUCCUGGUUUUGUUCCAGGACAAGGAGGUGGACAAUACUCUGCUGCCGCAAAAGCUGCUAAAUACGGUGUUACAGGAGGAGCAGGGUUAGGAACAGGAGGACUGGGAGUUACUGGAGGAGUUGCACCGGGAGGAGUUGGGGCUGAAGGAUAUCCCGGCGGUGUGAAGCCACCAAAAUAUGGAGGCGUCACUGGAGUAGGACUUGCAGUGCCAGGAGCUACUCCAGGUGCAGCUCUCAGUGGUGGCCCAGAUGGUUCUGCUGUCUUGGUGCCAGCGAAGGACGCGGGGCCUGCUGGAACUCCUAAACCAGAGCCCACCCCUAUUGUCGCAACUGGCAAGACCCCAGAGGUCCCACGGCCCAUUGCAGGUGGAAUUAUUCAGCCUAGUGCUGGCACAAGUGUUGGUGGAGCAGGUGUUGUAGCUCCCUCUGGUGUUGGUCCAUCAGGCCAAGGUCAGCAUGUUGCAACCGGAGUCCAACAACCUGGAGGUGUUGGUGUUGGCACUGGUGGCAAAGCACCAAAACCAUUCUUACCAGGAGCAGGUGUCGGUCCAGCCGGAGGUGGCUAUCCUUAUGGUGGAACCUAUGGAGGCGAGUUCCCUGUUUCUACAAACAUGCAUAGUUGUGGAUGA